Hordeum vulgare subsp. vulgare (domesticated barley) is the source of this 7606-nucleotide messenger RNA. RefSeq names its product MAG2-interacting protein 2. Gene Ontology annotation, biological process: retrograde vesicle-mediated transport, Golgi to endoplasmic reticulum. Lineage: Eukaryota; Viridiplantae; Streptophyta; Magnoliopsida; Poales; Poaceae. The transcript is spliced from 11 exons. The coding region runs from base 103 to 7440 and encodes 2445 amino acids. Gene Ontology annotation, molecular function: SNARE binding. Gene Ontology annotation, cellular component: Dsl1/NZR complex; endoplasmic reticulum membrane. The record is from RefSeq and is a predicted model, not a curated record.
GAUCGAAGGCUAACCAAGUCAGGGAACCAUCAAAUCUCCAGAAGAAGAAACCUGCUCCUGGGCUCGAACUCCAAAUCGGAGAUCUCGGGCGGCGCCGGAGAGAUGGGGGCGGAAGUCGACGCACUGUACGAGAUCGGUCGCCAUGCGUCAGGAUCCCACGAAAUCCCUCGUGAAGGAGAUGAAACCGCUCGCUCGAGCGGUGGCAGUUCAGGUGAAGGAGGAGGCGUCCUUUCGUAUCUCUCCUUCCAAGGCGUAAGCAAGCUCAGGGAGAGGUGGACUAGGUACAGCACUCUUGGGGGGAGUAAGCGAAGGAAGAGGGAAAAUGCAGCAUCCUUGUUCGUCUCGCGGAAUGCUGAGUAUGUCGCUGUAGCUAUUGGGAACCGCAUCUAUAUCUUGAGAAAGAGCGACGGCUAUGAAUCACCCUGCGGCAUAUAUACAAAUAAUAAUAGAAUGACCUCUUUUACAAAUGGGGCCUGGCUGGAGGACCAAGGCAUUUUUGGUGUGGUUGAUGAUUCAAGCUCACUGUGUCUGAUAAAAGAAAAUGGAGAUAUGUUAACUAGGAGAACAAGCAAUCAGUUGAAGCUAUCUUCUCCUAUCAUUGAUUUGCUUGUGCAGGAUGCUUCAAGUUCACAAAGGGGUUUCUACAUUUUUACUACUGAUUGCAAGGUCCAUAAAUUUGAUUACACUCAAGAACCAGAGGCAACUUUAUAUCAAGUUUCUAUAGUGACUAAAGACAUGCCGUCAACUAGGUCUCCUCAGUUACCUCAGAGUUUGUCGUGUGUUGAUUAUCAUCAAGAUCAUUCAUUGGUGGUCCUAGUUGGAGAUUCCGGUCUCUCGUCAAGCUCCAAUGGCUGUUCCGGAGCAUAUUUUCUAUAUCUAUUGCAUUUCGAUGGAUAUCUGGAACUUAGACUUUCAUUCCAGAGUGUGCAGUUGGAAGGGGUGUUUUCACCUCCUACUGAUAGAAAAACCUUGCUCCCACUUCCAAAAGUCAGAAUUUCACCUCAGGGCAAGUGUAUUGCUACGUUGGAUUUUAAUGGUUCUGUCAAUAUCUUUGUGCUCGAUGGUAAUAUGCGCUCUGUUUCGCUUCAUCCUCACGGGAGUGGUGCUGGAACCCACCUGAUUGGUGUGAAGGAUAUCAGUUGGUGGACAGAUAAUAUUAUCAUAAUAGUAAAGGAAGAUGGUAAGAUUAGCAUGUACAAUAUUGAUGAGGAUAUGGUGGUUUCAAAAGGUGACCUUGUUUUAUCUACACCACUGUUGGAAAAGGCAAAGGCUAUUGAAGGGUAUGCAUUUGUUUUGCAAUCUAGCAGACAAAUGGAUAGUAUUCCUGGGGAUCAUCAACACACUGAGAUGGAUAAAAUAUUCUGGAGUCUCGUAUCAUUCUCCAAAGUUACAGUACUGGAGAUGUACUCCGUUCUCAUCAGGAAGAAUCGACAAAAGGAGGCUUUGGAGUUUGCCUCCCAGUAUAAUCUAGAUAAGGAUGACGUGCUUAAAGCAUGCUGGCUGCACUCUGCUGGAGAUAUUCAUGAUAUACAGUCAUACUUGAUGAACAUCAAAGACCAAGCAUUUGUAUUGUCAGAAUGUGUGAAUAAAGUUGGACCUACAGAAGCGGCUUUGAAAGCCCUAUUUUCUUUUGGCUUUCGUAUAACAGACCGUUACAAGUUUUCGGAGCCAGAUAAUAGUGGUGAUGGCUCAGUAUGGGAGAGUCGUAUCAUUAGGCUUCGUUUAUUGUGGUACAAUGACUUGCUGGAGACAUUCUUGGGAAUUAAUAUGGGAAGGUUCUCAGCUGGCGAAUAUAGCAAGUUCCGUUUGGCACCCCUUGUUGAUACUGCUAUUGCUUUAGCUGAAAGUGGCAAAAUCGGAGCCCUUAAUCUUCUCAUGAAGCGCCAUCCAUAUACUAUCUCUUCUGACAUUUUACGUGUUCUGUCUGCGAUUCCAGAGACUAUUGCUGUACAGACUUAUAGUCAGUUGCUUCCUGGGAAAUAUCCUCCUAGUAUUGUAAUAUUAAGAGAUGGUGAUUGGGUUGAAUGCAAACAGAUGGCAUCAUAUAUAAACAUUUCUCCUGCUCAAUUGGACAAGAGGGGACAGGUCGAAACAGAAAUACUUAUAAAGCACUCAACUGGUUUCUUAUGGCCAUCUGUCUCUGAACUUUCGGAGUGGUACAGGAGCCGAGCUAGGGACAUUGACUGCCUAAGUGGACAGCUGGAAAAUUGUCUUGCCAUGAUAGAGCUUGCAUGUCAAAAGGGAAUAGUGGAGCUGCAGUCAUUCCUUGAUGAUAUGAAAUACCUCUACCAAGUUGUAUAUUCUGAUGAGUCGAAUGAGUUUAUAAUGAACCUUGCAACCUGGGAAGAUUUGCCUGACUAUCAAAAGUUUAAAAUCAUCCUGAAAGGAGCCAAAGAUGAUACAGUUGUUCAGCGAUUAAAUGAUAUGGCUAUCCCUUUUAUGAAUAAGAGAUUGCGCUUGAUCUCGUCAAGUAAUGCUGACAAACAAGAAGAAUCCUACCUGACUAGAUGGAUGAAAGAGGUUGCUACUGAAAAUGAGCUGUCCAUUUGCUUGUCUGUUAUUGAAAAUGGCUGUGGGGAGUCACCAAUUUGUGGGCUCUUCAAGGAUCUUAAUGAGAUGGUAGAAACUGCUAUUUGCUGCAUUUAUGUAUGCUCUGCAACUAACCAGUGGAAUACCAUGUCACCAAUUUUGUCAAAGUUACUCCAUAAGACAAAGAGAGAGAAAUCUUUGUUGGCUAGUGAAGAAGAUUUCAGUUCGAAAGAUGCUAAGCAAGCUCUUGGCACUUGUGUGGUUUCCUGUGAUGACAUGCAGCAUGUGUGUGCUGAUAUCUUGUCUCGUCUGAGUGAUAAUUCAGGGGAUUCUUAUUGCAAUGAUUCAACGGCCUACCAAUUUGAUAACAUAAAAUCCCUUGAUAUGCGGGAGAAGAUGCUAAAAGUUGCUGAAGGUCACGUAGAAGUAGGGAGGCUCUUUGCUUAUUACCAGGUACCAAAGCCAACACAUUUCUUCCUUGCUGCUCACUUAGAUGAGAAGAAUGUAAAACAGCUUAUACGUCUGAUCCUGUCAAAAUUUGGUAGACGUCAACCUGUUCGGUCGGACAAUGAGUGGGCUAACAUGUGGCGUGAUUUGAAGCUCUUCCAAGAGAAGGCAUUUCCUUUUCUUGAUUCAGAAUAUAUGCUGGCUGAAUUCAUUAGGGGGCUUCUAAAAGCUGGUAAAUUUUCACUAGCCAGGAACUAUCUUGGAGGUACUAGUGCAGUUUCUUUGUCCACAGAAAAAGCUGAAAAUCUCGUUAUCCAAGCUGCAAGGGAGUAUUUCUUCUCAGCUUCAACUUUGUCCUGCAACGAAAUUUGGAAGGCUAGGGAAUGCCUAAAUCUGUUACCAAACAGCAAAAAUGUUCAAGUGGAAACUGAUAUAAUUGAUGCUCUAACUGUCAGACUUCCUUAUCUAGGGGUGACUAUCCUCCCUGUUCAGUUCAGACAGGUAAAGGAUCCUAUGGAGAUCAUCCGUAUGGUGAUUACGAGUCAAACAGGGGCAUAUCUUCAUUUUGAAGAGAUUAUUGAUGUUGCUAAACUACUAGGAUUAAGAAGUGAAGAAGAAAUAGCUGCUGUCGAGGAGGCUAUUGCUAGAGAAGCAGUGGUAAAUGGUGACCUCCAGCUAGCCUUUGAUCUCUGUCUAAAUUUGACUAAAAAGGGUCAUGGUGAAGUCUGGGAUUUAUGUGCUGCAAUUGCAAGAGGUCCUCAGCUUGACAAUUUGGAUACAAGUACCCGCGAAAAGCUAUUGGGCUUCUCCCUCAGCCAUUGUGAUGAAGAAUCUGUAGGGGAACUAUUGAAUGCUUGGAAGGAACUUGAUGUCCAUGAUAAAUUUGAACAAUUAAUGGUAUCAACAGGAACAAACCCUCCCAAUUUCUUUGUUGAUGGCUCUACAUAUACACCUCUUCCUGUGCAAAGUGUGCAAGACAUACUUGACCUGAGAGAAGGCGUUAGCCAUGAUAGAGAGCAUGAUCAUGUGGCAAUUGCUAAAGAAACGCUAUCAAAGGUUUGCAUGGACUUCACAAAUGAUGAUACAUAUAGUCGGGAAUCUACUUUUGCAGAAAAUAGGAAACUAUUGUCCUUCUCUGCACUGGAAUUGCCAUGGCUUUUGAAGUUGUCUAAUGAUGAGGUGCAUGAUGGUAACAAACAUUCUUCGGAGACAAAUCAUCCCAUCAGGAGAUAUCGAUUUUCAACAAAAACGGAAGCAAUAAAUAGCAUCAUAUAUUGGCUAGGUGUAAAUAACCUUGCUCCCAGUGAUGAUCUAAUCAUGUUUCUUGCAAAGUCUGUAAUGGAGCCUCCCGUUGAUGAAGAUGAUUAUGUUCUUUCCUGUUCAAUUCUUCUGAAUCUCAUGGACCCUUUCAAUGGAGUGAAAAUAAUAGAGGAAGAGCUCAAAAAACGAGAAUGUUAUCAAGAGAUUAGUAGCAUAAUGAAUGUAGGAAUGACGUAUAGCUCCCUCAACAGUUUGAAGAAAGAAUGUUCUACUCCUGAACAGAGGAGAAAUCUCCUGCUUAAAAAAUUCCAUGAGAAGUUUACCUCGAUAGAUUCAGAUGAUUUAGACCAGAUUGAUAUGGCACAUGCCACUUACUGGGGAGAGUGGAAAUCAAAGUUGGAAGAUGAGAAACGAAUGGCUGAUCAAGCAAGAAUGCUGAAAAAUGUACUGCCUGAUAUAGACACGUCUCGAUUCUUAUCUGGCGAUGCUAACUAUAUAAAAAAGGCUGUUUUCUCCUUUGUUGAUUCCGUAAAGCUGGAGAGAAAACAUAUACUAAAGGAAGCAGUAAAGAUAGCUGAGAACUAUGGCUUGCAGCGAACUGAGGUGCUUUUACGAUUUUUGGGCUGUGCUCUUGUCUCUGAAUAUUGGGAUAACGAUGAUAUUCUGAAUGAAAUUUCUGAAUUCCGGGAGGAUAUUGUCAAAUCAGCUAAGGGGGUGAUUGAUAUGAUUUAUUCAGAUGUCUACCCAGAGAUCGAUGGGUAUAAUAAGCAGCGCCUCUCCUACAUCUUUGGCAUCCUUUCAGCAUGUCAUUCGUAUAUUAAGAGGACUGGUAAGAUAGAAUUGACAUACCAAGAACAUGUUCAUACACAUAAGCUUGAGCCAUUUCAGUAUUACAAGGUCCUUGAGGAAGAGUGCAAGAAAGUCUGUUUCAUCGAUGGCUUAAACUACAAAAACGUUGCUGGCCUGGAUAAUCUGAACUUUGACCAUUUCAAUGAAGAAGUAUGCAAGAAUGUCCAUUCCUCAACCGUCAGUGCUCUAGCUGAUAUGGUACAAGCUCUUGUGAGUAUGUAUGUUGAUGUACAUGCUAAGGGUCUUAUAUCACGCCAAGGUGUUUACAAGCAUUAUGUUCUUGGCAUGUUGGCAUCUUUAGAAGGCCGCAAUGAAGCACGAUCAAACAGCACAGAUUGUGAAAAGUUACAAGCAGUUCUUUGUGAAAUUGAGUUGAACUAUGAUAGUUGCAAGGAGCAUAUCCAAACUCUUCCUGCCACAGAUGUUUCAUACAUCAUUGGAAGGUAUUGCACACUAUGUUUCCCUUGCAACUUAGCAAGAAGCCAACCACAGGAACCUUCAUGGAAGGAAUCUCUCUGUAUGCUGAUAACGCUUUGGAUUAAACUUGUUGACGACAUACCAAGGCAGUCAAUUGAUGCUAGCUCAUAUGAAAGGACAGGCUACCUGGAUUCAAAUCGGUUAACUCACUGCAUGAGUGCGUUCAGACAGCUGUUAAUAAAUGAUGAGAUAACAGUGCAUCAAGGUUGGGAUGCCGUCUCCAUGUUUGUACGAGUUGGCUUUAACAGUGAGAUGAUAACGGACACAUCACACUUUUGCCGAGCUAUGAUUCUUUCUGGAUGUGCUUUCAAAACUGUAGUUGAAGUGUACCAUGGAGGACAGGAAAAUCUGGAAAGUGUGAAUGCAGACUCGAGGAAUCCUUUGGACCUCUUAGAGCUUUAUGGUGCUUCGACAGAUGACUGUUUGUCCGAUCUGGUCUCAGGCUCUUGUGAGUCUCAGGCAUUGCUUCAUAAACUACUGUCUUCAUUGAGCCAGUCAAUAGGGGAACACGCCGGUUCUCUUGAAAUGAUCCGAUCUGGUGUCUGGGGAAAGUUGAUAACCUUUUCUGAGAACAUGCAGCUAGGUAGCCAACUACGUGUAUAUGCCCUGCAACUGAUGCAGUGUAUUACAGGAAGAAAUCUCAAAAGCCUUCCAAAUGAGAUUGUUUCCCAGGUUGAGCCCUGGGAAUCAUGGUAUGAGCCUGGAACAAGUGAUUCCAUAGCUGAUGAGGGCAGUACUCCCUCUUGCAGCAUCACAGCGAGUCUAGUGGCACUCAGAUCUAAUCAGAUGAUCACUGCAGUUCUGCCAGAUGCUAGUAUCACGCCCGAAAACUUGUCGAGUCUUGACUCUGCAGUAUCUUGCUUCUUACAUUUGUCGGAACGUACUUCUUCUAUUGAGAGUGUUGCUGUUCUGGAAGCAGUGCUAGAAGAGUGGGAGCAACUGUUCUCUUCACCAAAAGAAGAAUAUGUUCAGCCUCAGGAUUCGCCAAAAGAAGCAAGUGACUGGAGUGAUGGAUGGGAUGAUGGCUGGGAGGCCCUACCAGAAGAGCUGGAGAAUCCAGCGCAAAAGCAAGAUGGUGUGUCGUCAUUAUCUGUCCAUCCUCUCCACAGUUGUUGGAUGGAGAUCAUCAGAAGACUUGUUGGGCUUGGUGAGCUCCAGAAGAUCAUUGAGCUUCUAGAUCGAGCAUCCUCAAAGCAUAGCAGGUUCCUAGAGGACGAAGAAGCACACCACUUGCUUGAACUCCUUUCCGCAGCACCGAACUGCUUCAUGGCUCUCAAAAUCAUGCUGCUGCUCCCAUACGAAGCUCCACAGCUGCAGUGCCUGCAGACGGUCGAGGCGAAAAUCAGGGAAGGAACUGCGUCCACCUCAUCGAAUGCCGACGACCAAGAGCUGCUGGCAUUGGUCCUGUCAUCCGGAGCCCUGCAUAAGAUGGCUGGAGAAGAGUGCUACUCGAAACUCUUCUCUCACACAUGCCACCUCGUCGGACAACUCGCGAGGUCGUUCCAGCGCGAUCUCUGCGCACACUGGGAAGCCGAAUCUAAGAUGAAUCAGAAGUCCUUGCUGUUUGGUAAGGUGCUGCUCCCGUGCUUCAUAUCUGAGCUGGUGCUCAAAGGGCAGCAUCUGUUGGCCGGGUUCAUCGUCUCGAGAUGGAUGCACACACCCGCAUCUCUUGGUCUGAUAGAUGUCAUCGAGCCUGGUUUGCGGCGCUACCUGGAAGGCCAGGUCUCUCAGGCUCAGGCUCAGCAGCAGGUGGGAGAGAGCGACGCCUCUUUCGCUGAAGACGAGCUGUCUAUUAGCCGCACAAUGUCCAGUCUAAGGCUGAAAUUGGUUUCUCUUUUGCAAGCGGCGUUGGUAGCCCUUCCGAGCCAAGAGCCUUAGACAAAGUCUGGUGUACAUUUUUGUUUAACUAAACGCUGCUGGACCUGUGUAACUCGAUGUAAACUGUAGCAUGGUGAAUAUUACAAAUGUUAAAAACUAGCGGUGGCAGAAUUAUGCUUUUAAGAGAAGUCAAGAGAUACUGCAAUCUUCUGUUACUCGAUUGGAA